GCAUGUGCCGGCUGGUUGCUAUUGGUACGCGGGGUUUGGCGCGGGCGGCUUUCUCCGCCGUCCGCCUUCCUCCCUCGGCUGCGCCGCCAGGGACAGAGGCAGGACGGGCGGGAAGGGCUCCGGCGGUGCGAGCAGAGCGGCGUCCCAGCGGCUCCCCCAACGACGAAGCCGCCUCACUUUCGCCGCCUCCCCUGAUUUUGACAGUGCCCUGCGGGCACCCGCUGAGGCGGUCACGUACCAAACGAAGCAACAAGAGGGCGGCACAUCCGUCAGUUUUGUCACGCUGCUGCUAACUUCGCCGUCGCCGCUGCCGCCACUUCUUGCGGAGGCUUCACCAGCGAAUAUUCUCAUGGAAGAGGGCGGAGGGCCUGAGCUCGCCUUUCUGCUCUCUCCCUCUCUCCCUCCGUCUCAUCUACCCAGGAAAAUGACAUCUCUCUCUCUCUCUCAUCUGUGAUAGAAAAACCCCCACUUCCUUUCGAGGAGCGCUGCUGCGAACAUCCUGUGUUGUGGGGUCGCUCUGCCAUUCAGCACUGCAGAGCUCAGGAUAAAAUUUCAGCCUGGGACUAUGCUGCAGUUUUGAAGUCCCAAUGAUGAUAUAAAUUCGCCUGUGCUGGAUGAUGAUGAAAGCUUAAAGAAUCCAGAAAUAAACAUGUGAUUUGUGCUGUGUAUAAUGUCAAGCCUCCAUAACUGAAUUGGAUGCCUCCUUGGUGACUGAAAAUGGAUCCCAUAUCGUUCAAAGUUAAAAAUCCUGAAGCAGCCAGUGAUGGCUCAGUAGACUUCAGUCUCCAGCUAGUAGGUUCUCUUCCUGUCCAUUUUUUAACCACUAUGCCGGUACUUCCUUGGAUUGUGGCAGAGAUUCGGCAGCUCAGCACCCAGUCCUUGAAGGAAGAGCCCUGCACCAGCCAAAUCCGGCUUUAUGUCUCGCCAGACAGACUGAGAUGUGAAGCAGACACAGGAAAAAGUCAGCAAUGGGAUCCUCUGAUUUGUUCCAGUCUGUUUGAAUGUAGGCCACAGCAAGUCCACAAACUGAUUCACAACAGUCAUGAUCCAAGUUACUUUGCCUGUUUAAUAAAGGAUAGAGCAGUAACUCAGCAAAGUACCUGCUAUGUAUUCAAAGCUGAUGAUCAAACAAAAGUGCCUGAGAUUAUAAGCACCAUCAGACAAGCUGGAAAGAUUGCACGUCAAGAAGAAUUUCAGAAUAACCUUUCAGAUGUCGAUGAUCCAUUUAGCAAAAAAUUUGAGGUGCUGUUUUGUGGUCGAGUGACAGUGGCACACAAAAAUGCACCUCCAGCACUCAUAGAUGAAUGUAUUGAAAAAUUUAACGAUGUUAGUUAUACCAAAAACUUGGACUCUGGUUCAUUUUCCCAACAACAUGAAACUGCCAACUCUGGAGGUUUUUCCAUAAGUGAUAAAUUCCGAGCUGUCUUCCAACCGUUGGUUAACGAAGAACUGGAAAAAAGGCCAAUGAGGAAAUCCUAUUCUCAGCCUGGACUGCGUUCAUUUUCUUUCAAGAAAGAUUUGCAAGCCGGGAGCCUGAGGAAUAACAGCUUUGCCAGAUCCUUUGAUGAUGAUGUGGUUUCUCUGAAUUUGAAAAGUCGGUUUAUCCAUGGGCAAAAUGUGGAGCCUACAGAUAUUGCAGGAAACAGGAUUAUGUUAUUCACGAUUGGCCAGUCUGAAGUUUACAUCAUCAGUCCUGACACCAAAAAAGUAGUUAUUGAGAAAAGCUUUAAAGAAAUCUCUUUUUGCUCUCAGGGAAUUAGACAUGUGGAUCACUUUGGAUUUAUCUGCAGAGAAACUUCAGAAAGCAGAGGCUUCCAUUUUGUCUGUUACGUCUUUCAGUGCACAGAUGAAGCCCUGGUUGAUGAGAUCAUGAUGACUUUAAAACAGGCUUUUACAGUAGCUGCUGUCCAACAAACCUCCAAAGCACAAUUACAGCUCUGUGAAGGAUGUCCUAUGCAGAGCCUUCAUAGGCUCUGUGAAAAAAUAGAAGGGAUGCAUCCUUCUAAAACUAAACUAGAACUCCAAAAACAUUUAACAACACUGAAUAACCAGGAGCAGGCUGCAAUCUUUGAGGAAGUUCAGAAAAUAAGGCCAAGAAAUGAACAGAAAGAGAAUGAAUUGAUAAUCUCUGCUCUGAGACAUAUAUAUGAGGACAAACAGAAGGAUCACAUUCACCUUGCAGAAGCCAAGCAGAAUGCACAGUCUUCAAUAGAGACAGUGGGAAAUGAAAUGCCAAGCAAUACAUCCCGGUUCAGACUAGAUAUGUUGAAGAGCAAGGCUAAAAGGUCGCUAACAGAAUCGUUAGAAAGUAUAUUAUCCCGAGGAAAUAAAAGCAAAGGUCUACUGGAAAGUUCUGGAAGCAUUGACUUGGAAAGCUCCUUGUCUAGCACACUCAGUACUACAAGUAAGGAAACGUCACUAUGUGAACGAGAAGAUCUUGCUCCCCCAGAAAGUCCUCUGAAGGCAAAUGGAUCAGUAGGCAAUCUUUCAAGUGAGCCCCAAAGCCCAUCCCCUGAACAGGCUGCAAAAUCAGCCCAACAGGGCUUUAGACGGCGAGCCAAUACCCUGAGCCAUGUGCCAACGGACAGCCAGGAGUCCUCAGAAUUUACUGAUGCAUCUCCAUCUGUUCCCCAAAAGAAACUUAUGAGGUACCAUUCUGUGAGCACAGAGACUCCUCACCAGCAAAACUCUAAAACUUCUUCAGAUCAGUCACCACAACCAGCUGAUCAGUCACCAUCAGCUCCUCCUCCACCUCCUCCUCCAGCUCGUCUUAAUCCCUCAGCCUCCUCACCCAAUUUAUUAAAACAUCUUAGGCAUAAUUCAAGUGGAGAACAAAGCAGGCGUGCUGUACCAAUGAGCACCUCCUACCGUUCUGCUCUACGGAAAAAGCUUCAUUCUUCCUCUUCUGUGCCAAACUUCUUAAAAUUUCUGGCUCCUGUAGAUGAAAAUAACACUUCUGACUUUAGGAACACAAAAAGUGACUACAAGCCCAAGUCAAGGGAAGUAAAUUCUGUCCACGAAAGCCCUGUGAGGACUCGACGGCAUUCAUGGAGACAACAGAUAUUCCUGAGAGUGGCAACACCACAGAAAGGAUGUGAUUCUCCAAGUUGGCAUGAUGACUACUCUGAGUUGGGAGAACUUCCUCCUAGAUCACCACUGCAACCAGUUUGUGAAGAUGGCCCCUUUAGGACAGUAAAAGAAGAAAGGAAAAGAACAUCCAAGGAACUUCGGGAACUGUGGCAGAAGGCCAUUCUUCAACAGAUACUACUACUUAGGAUGGAAAAGGAAAAUCAGAAAUUGCAAGCUUCUGAAAACAAUCUUCUAAAUAAACGUCUAAAGCUUGAUUAUGAAGAAAUCACUCCAUGCCUUAAAGAAGUAACAUUGGUCUGGGAAAAAAUGUUGACAACGCCGGGAAAGUCGAAGAUGAAAUUUGACAUGGAAAAAAUACAUUCUGCUGUUGGAAAAGGAGUCCCUCGACAUCAUCGAGGCGAGAUCUGGAAACUUUUAGCAGAACAAUACCUUCUUAAGCAUCAGUUUCCAAAUAAACAACAACCAAAGGAUACAGCUUACAAAGAACUUUUAAAACAGUUAACCUCUCAGCAGCAUGCAAUCCUUAUUGACCUAGGGCGCACCUUUCCAACACAUCCAUAUUUCUCAGCCCAGCUUGGAGCUGGGCAGCUGUCACUCUACAAUAUCCUGAAGGCCUAUUCCCUCCUGGAUCCAGAAGUAGGCUAUUGCCAGGGCCUAAGCUUUGUAGCAGGUGUCCUGCUGCUUCAUAUGAGUGAAGAAGAGGCUUUCAAGAUGCUCAGGUUUCUCAUGUUUGACAUGGGCCUAAGGAAGCAGUAUCGACCUGACAUGACCAUCUUACAGAUCCAGAUGUAUCAACUUUCUCGACUCCUUCAUGAUUACCACAGAGAUCUCUAUGAUCACUUUGAAGCACAUGAAAUUAGUCCAAGUCUGUAUGCUGCUCCCUGGUUUCUUACAAUGUUUGCCUCUCAGUUUCCCUUGGGUUUUGUGGCUAGAGUGUUUGACAUACUUUUUCUUCAGGGGUCAGAAGUUAUAUUUAAAGUAGCUUUAAGUCUACUGGGAAGCCAUAAGCCAUUGAUUUUGCAACAUGAAAACCUGGAAACUAUAGUUGAUUUCAUUAAAAGCAUUCUUCCAAACCUGGGCUUGGUACAGAUGGAAAAGACUAUUAACCAGGUUUUUGAGAUGGAUAUCUCCAAACAGCUCCAAGCCUAUGAAGUUGAAUACCAUGUACUUCAGGAUGAAUUGAUAGAUUCUUCACUCAAUGACAAUCAGAGGAUGGAUAAAUUAGAAAAAGCCAACAGUAGUUUACGCAAGCAAAACUUCGAUCUCCUUGAGGAGCUGCAGGUGGCAAAUGGAAAGAUCCAAAACCUACAGGUCAUGGUUGAAACUUUGCUUAACCACGAAAGCAAGCUGAAGCAGACGAUUCUCACACUGGAGCUGGAGAGAAAAGCUUUGCUGGAGACAGUAAAGGAGUUGCAGGCAUCUUCAGCAAGCCCCAGUGGAAAACCCCAGCUUAGCAGACAAGAGCAUAUGGAUGCUGCUAAUUGACAGCUGCAGACCUACUUGAGGUGGGAUACACCACAUCCAAAAAGGGAAGAACUAUUUUCUGAAGUCGCCAUUAGAUUUUUUCAUUUCAUCCUUCACAUUGUCCAUGCCUUAACUUCAGUUAACUUCAGCUGAGUGAAACCAAGUAAUUGCACAAGAGAGAAGCAUGUUACUAAUGGAAGGAACCCUUGCUUAUUCAUAUCUUAAAUUCUUUGGAAUGACACACAUACACAGUCGCACAAGCAAGAACAUUUAUCCUGCCUUCAUUUUGCUUUUGACUGACACAUUUCCACUCCAUGGUAAACCUUUCUAGUUUGCCAGUGCAGUAUAUGCUUCUCUACCUAAGGGCUUCAUAUCGCUUACAGAUUGAGCAUUUAGAAAACUCCGCUGUAAACACUGUGUGCUACAAAGGUGUUGGAGAAUUACAGCACUAGGAGUGCCUGGACUUCUUUUAAGGGGUUACAGUGUAUUCAUCAGUGUUUGUACUUUGUAUGUUUGUGAUGGUUUUUCAAAGUUGUUCUUUGCCUGAAGCUGGAGUGGGUUCUGCUUGCUUACACGGAAUUUUUAAAACCUUAGUGUCACCUGAAAACAUCAACCUAGUGAACCCCAGGGAGCCAAUAUAACCAUAUAACUUUGGGAUUACUUCUCUGCCAUUACAAAUGUGGUGUUUUAAUUAUUCUUUGGAGGGGGGCAUUUUUAACAGGCAACAUUCUAGCAUGGUUCCAUGUUCUUAAUAAAAUAGAACAAGGUAAUACUCCUGUCCCCCAUGUGCAUUACCUAAAUCUGAAACUCUUAUAUCCUUAGAGUGGAUAAUGCCAUAAAGUAUCUAUUUAUUCUUUAAUCCUUGUGUGUUGUAAGCCAUUGGUUUCCAAGUGGAAAUCUAAUGAUUGUCAGUUUUAAUUUCAGUGGGUAAUUGGACAACAAACACAAUCUUGAUGAACUCAUAUUCCUCAAACUUUACCUUCUAAAAUUAGGAAAGUAUAUUGGAAAGAUUGUUUGUAUGAAAGCACAAUCCAAUACAUGUGUUACUCAAAAGUAAGGCCCAUUGCCUGAUAACUGGGUAUAGGAUUGCACUGUUAAAAGCAUUCUUUAUAAAAUAUCUGACUGAUAGUUGAACUUGGAGUGCUGGUUCUCUAAAUGAAGCAUCUUUUGGGGUAAGGUGAUAUAUUUAAGAGAUCUUCCUCUUAAGUAAUGUACUUUUAGAACCAUUAAAAGCACUUCAGAUACAGCUGUAAGUACUGUAGUAGUCAACAAUGCGGAACUCACCAUUUACUAUACAAAGGGAUCACCUGGUAACACAGAUUUGUUUGCUGGCUUGAACUUUUAUAAGUUUUCACUUAAGCCAGUCAUAACUGCAAUUUGUAAACUAAUUAUGAAAGGAUUUUUCCUAUUGAGAGUUGUUGACAAUAAUCUUUUGUCUAGAUUAAACAUAAGAUCCAGAAAUGGUAAAACCUAUGGGAAAUUUAUAGUUGACUCCAACAGAGUAUGGGCUGCACUUUCUGGACAUAUCUGCAUUACAAAUGUAAAUCCAUUCAGUGGUAAUUCUUUCCCCCAAUAAAUCCUCAGACUGCAUUUCUAGGAAGCACAGGGCAAGGAACCUCUAAUACAGAGUUUUCAGCAUUCCUACCACAUUACAAUUCCUGGAUUUUUAAAAGGAAAUUACAGCAAUUCAUCUGCUACAAAACUGGUAUUUGUUUUAAUGUAGAAGGUCCCUACCUAUCAUUUUAAUCAUUUUGUUUACUUGUAUGCUGUGUUGUCAGAUAAUGAGUUGUGUCCAAUAGUAAGUCUACUUUGAACAAACCCAUUGAAAUGAAUGGCUUUUAAGUUUGUCUGUCACUAACUUAAUUCUUGUUCAUUUCAGUGGGUCUGCUCUAAGUAGAACUAACAUUGGACACAAUCUAAGCUCAAUUUUUGAGAAAAGGAAAGUACAUUCUUAGAUUUUUAAAACCUUAGACUGGUUUCUUGAAGAACUGUCCUCACAAAUUUACCACCUGGGUUUGCAGUAUUAAAUACUGGUAAUGGCAAUUUAUGAAUUCAUUGUGUGUGGUGGAAGACAACUCUUAACUGUUAGUAUUUUUAUGUUUGAAAGAUUGUCUUGCUUUGGAUUAUUUGGAAGUUUUAUUGUAUUUAAUCCUUUGAAUGCCCAGCAAUGUUGCAUUUGGACAGAGGCAAUAACUGAUAUCCAGGCUUUUUAACACUAAAAGAAGAAAGAGCAAUAAAAAAUAUAGUGAACACCACCAAA
Varanus komodoensis (Komodo dragon) is the source of this 6814-nucleotide messenger RNA. RefSeq names its product TBC1 domain family member 1 (gene TBC1D1). The transcript is spliced from 23 exons. NCBI's taxonomy places the organism in Eukaryota, Metazoa, Chordata, Lepidosauria, Squamata, Varanidae. The record is from RefSeq and is a predicted model, not a curated record. The coding region runs from base 718 to 4575 and encodes 1285 amino acids.